AUGUGCAGAGCUCUUCGUGCCAAGAACAAAUUUGGUUUCAUUAAUGGAACCUUGACCAAACCAACAGACCUUACUGACCCUCUCUAUGAUGCUUGGGAGAGAUGCAAUGACUUGGUAGUCUCCUGGCUUCACAAUUCCAUUAACCCAACCCUCAAAUCCAGUAUUGCAUUAGUGGAUAAUGCACAACAAAUCUGGACUGAACUCAAAGACAGAUUCACUCAACAAAAUGGGCAUCGAAUUUUCCAGCUCAAAAAGGCUCUCACAGGUUUGCAACAAGACACUGAUUCAGUUAGUGUUUAUUUUGGAAAACUCAAAACCAUUUGGGAUGAACUCAUCAUCUAUGAUCCUAUGCCUAAUUGUUCUUGUGGCAAACUUGUUGUACUUCUUGAUAGAUAUAAAAGGGAUUGUGUAAUACAAUUCCUCAUGGGCUUAAAUGAUUCUUAUAACAUUACCCGUGACCAAAUCAUGUUGCUAGAUCCCUUGCCUCCCAUAAACAAAAAAUUUUCUAUGAUUCAACAACAAGAAAUGCACCAUCUAGUCCUUCAUGGCCAACCUUCAGCUGAUUCAAUGGCCCUUGUUGUGAAUCAGCCAUACCCACCUUAUAAGCCAUUUUCCAGACCAACCCAGCCUCCCAAACGUGACAGACCCUUUUGCACUCACUACAAAAUUCAAGGUCAUACUCUGGACAACUGCUUCAAAGUAAGAAAUGCUCAAGCACCUAUUUGCAAACACUGUCAUUUGAAAGGACAUCUAGCAGACAAGUGCUACAAAGUGCAUGGUUAUCCACCUGGGCAUAAAUCCCUUUCUUGGUUAUCCUUUUGGGGUAAAAGGCUACAAGCUGCUAGAUCUCAACUCUAA
Juglans regia (Persian walnut) is the source of this 858-nucleotide messenger RNA. RefSeq lists its product as uncharacterized. Bases 1 to 858 code for a protein of 285 amino acids. The transcript has a single exon. NCBI's taxonomy places the organism in Eukaryota, Viridiplantae, Streptophyta, Magnoliopsida, Fagales, Juglandaceae. The record is from RefSeq and is a predicted model, not a curated record.